Puccinia graminis f. sp. tritici CRL 75-36-700-3 is the source of this 2175-nucleotide messenger RNA. Its product is annotated as tryptophan synthase. The record is from RefSeq and is a predicted model, not a curated record. The transcript has 9 exons. Gene Ontology annotation, cellular component: cytoplasm. Bases 1 to 2175 code for a protein of 724 amino acids. NCBI's taxonomy places the organism in Eukaryota, Fungi, Basidiomycota, Pucciniomycetes, Pucciniales, Pucciniaceae. Gene Ontology annotation, biological process: L-tryptophan biosynthetic process. Gene Ontology annotation, molecular function: tryptophan synthase activity.
AUGGCUGCCCAACUUCGGGAUGUCUUCGCCCAGAAAGCGAGCAGAGAGCUCCCGGUCUUUGUCACUUUUAUCACUGCGGGUUAUCCUAACCCCGAAUCGACCGUCCCGCUGAUGUUGGCCAUGGAAGCCGGAGGCGCCGAUAUCAUCGAAUUGGGCGUUCCUUUCACGGACCCUUUGGCCGAUGGACCCGCCAUCCAAGAAUCUAACAACGUCGCCCUCAGUCAUAAUGUAGAUUACCGCAAGUGUUUGCAAUUCGUUUCUGAAGCCAGAUCUCAGGGAUUGAAAACCCCGGUCAUCUUAAUGGGUUACUACAACCCUCUCAUGGCCCAUGGAGAACAGGCCUCGAUUGACGAUGCCAAACAAGCCGGUGCCAACGGAUUCAUUGUCGUUGAUCUACCGCCUGAGGAGGCCGUCAAGUUUCGAACCCUUUGUACUAGCUCUGGGUUGAGCUAUGUGCCUCUAAUUGCACCCACAACGACUGACUCUCGAAUCGGUUUCUUGAGUUCGAUAGCCGAUUCAUUUAUGUAUGUCGUCUCCAAGCUGGGUACCACAGGUGCAACUGAAAAGGUAGCCACAUCACUGCCAGAUCUAAUAUCUCGGAUUCGAAAAUUUUCUCAUACUACCGAUGCCAACAAAUCGAUCCCAUUGGCCGUCGGUUUCGGCAUCUCAACGGCAGAUCAUUUUGACCAUGUCGGAGGGCUCGCAGAUGGAGUCGUCGUGGGAUCGAAGAUAAUCGAGGUGUUGAAGCUCAACCAAGGCGAAGGUGCGGCCAAGGCCGUGCAACAGUUCUGUGAAGGCUUGUGUGGCGGGAAGACUGGUCGUCCACGCAAGGGACCUAUAAAUAUUGCAAUCACCAAUCUUGUCUCACAGGUCUCGACUCUCAUGACCAAUGGUACCAACGGUACCAAUGGUGUUAAUGGUAUUGCCCGCCCACCCGUAAAUGGCACCUCCAAACAACCCACUCCCGAAACCAGUUUGCCCUAUCGAUUUGGCGAGUUCGGUGGUCAAUACGUCCCCGAAGCCUUGGUCGAUUGUUUGCUCGAAUUGGAGACUUGUCACCGUGAGGCGAUGGCCGAUCCGAAGUUCCAGGCCGAGUUCAAGAGCUACUACGGAUACAUGAACCGUCCUUCGGGAUUGUAUUUCGCAGAACGCCUGACCGAGCAUGUCGGUGGAGCCAAAAUCUGGUUCAAGCGUGAAGACCUCAACCACACGGGUUCUCACAAGAUCAACAAUGCCGUCGGCCAGAUCCUUUUGGCUCGACGAUUGGGCAAGACCCGGAUCAUCGCUGAGACUGGCGCCGGGCAACAUGGUGUUGCAACAGCUACCGUCUGCGCAAGGUUCGGUAUGGAAUGCGUCGUUUACAUGGGUGCAGAGGAUGCCCGGCGACAAUCUUUGAACGUCUUCCGAAUGAAAAUGCUCGGAGCUCAAGUGGUCGCAGUGACCAGUGGCAGCCAAACCCUAAAAGAUGCAAUCAACGAAGCCAUGCGUGAUUGGGUGACCAAUGUCAGCACAACACAUUAUCUCGUUGGUUCGGCCAUCGGCCCUCAUCCUUUCCCUACAAUCGUCCGGGACUUCCAAAGUGUUAUCGGACGAGAGAUCAAGGAUCAGCUGCUGGCUGAAAUAGGUAAAUUGCCAGACGCAGUGAUUGCGUGUGUGGGUGGUGGAAGUAACGCUAUCGGAACUUUCCAUCCGUUCAUCAAUGAAAAGAGCGUGCGAAUGAUCGGUGUCGAAGCUGGGGGGAGUGGGACGGAUACCGACCGACAUUCGGCGACGUUAUCCAAAGGGACGAAGGGCGUGCUCCACGGUGUGCUGACCUACAUCCUACAGAGCUCCAGCGGGCAGAUCUCGGAGACCCAUUCGAUCUCGGCCGGACUGGAUUACCCGGGUGUCGGGCCGGAGCACUCAUUCUUGAAGGACGCCGGUCGGGCUGAGUACCGUGUGGCUACCGAUCUCGAGGCCUUGAAAGGAUUCCGAUUGUGCGUCCAGUUCGAAGGUAUUAUCCCUGCACUCGAAACUGCUCAUGCCAUCUGGAGCACUGCCGAGGUGGCUAAGGAACUUGGGAAGGAUGCCAACAUCGUGAUGUGUUUAUCUGGCAGAGGAGAUAAGGAUGUUGAGCAGAUUGCACAACAGUUACCCAAGUUCGCUGAUGCUCUGGAUUGGCACAUUUCACCUUGA